Molecule: messenger RNA, 1143 nt
Organism: Diaporthe citri
Lineage: Eukaryota; Fungi; Ascomycota; Sordariomycetes; Diaporthales; Diaporthaceae
Exons: 4
Coding region: 1-1143 (380 amino acids)
Molecular function (GO): oxidoreductase activity; zinc ion binding
Source: RefSeq, a predicted model, not a curated record
AUGUCGCUCACAAAUAUUGAAACAGAGGCUUUCGUCGUGACGGAGCCAAAGGCGCCCUUCAAGCUUACACCCAUCAGUCUCGACGAGGUGCGCGGAAAAGAAAUACUCGUUGAGAUGAAAUACUCUGGGAUCUGCCAUACCGACAUCGUCGUCCAACAGGGACUCCUACAGCACCUCACAGAUUACCCAGUCAUCUUAGGCCACGAGGGCGCAGGGAUUAUUAAAGCCAUCGGCGCAGACGUCAGGGACAAGUCCCUCCGCGUGGGCGACCAGGUCCUCCUGUCUUAUACGACCUGCCAGAACUGCGGCCCCUGCCUCGAGGACCGCCCGACGUUCUGCAAGACGCACACCGAGGUCAACUUCAACGCCGUGCGGGUCGGCGACAAGAGCACGCCGGCGAGGCUGGCCGAUGGCAACACGAGCGUCAGGAGCCAGUUCUUUGGGCAGUCGUCGUUCGCGAGGCUGUCCGUCGUCCAGGACUUCAGCGUGGUCAAGUGCCCCGUCCCGGAUAUCCUUCCGUGCUACGCCCCGCUGGGCUGCGGGUUUCAGACUGGGGCUGGGACGGUGCUUAAGGCCGUCAGGCCCGCGAAGAGUGCACGUGUCGUUGUAUUCGGCCUGGGCAGCGUUGGUAUUGCGGCUCUCAUGGCGGCUGUCCACUUGGAGGUCAAGCAGGUCAUCGGUGUCGACAUUGUGGACAGCAGGCUAGAGCUGGUGAAGGAGCUGGGUGCGACGGACGUGGUCAACCCCGCCAAGGAGGGCGGCAACCUUGCCGACCGGUUGAGAGAGCUCACAGAAGGCGGUGUUGAUGUGGCCAUCGAUUGCAGUGGGGCGCCGUCGGCUCUGCAAGCCGCGGUUGACUGCCUCGGCCACGGUGGCCAGGCCAUUUCAGUUGGCGUGCCUCCCCCAGGGGUGAAGAUCGACAUCGAGACGCAAUCGUUCUUCAUGUCGCAUAAGAGUUACAGGUCUGUGAUUGAAGGCGGAGCAACUCCAACCGAGUUCAUCCCUGAGCUCAUUGAGCUCCAUCGGAAAGGCAGGUUCCCGGUGGACAAGCUCUGCAAGGUGUACUCCAUCAAGGACUUCGAUCAGGCUCUCAAGGACAUGCAUGACGGCAAAGUCGUCAAACCAAUUAUCAAGUGGGAUUAA